Manihot esculenta (cassava) is the source of this 760-nucleotide messenger RNA. Its product is annotated as MYB-like transcription factor ETC1. Gene Ontology annotation, molecular function: transcription cis-regulatory region binding. Bases 235 to 486 code for a protein of 83 amino acids. The record is from RefSeq and is a predicted model, not a curated record. Gene Ontology annotation, biological process: cell differentiation. NCBI's taxonomy places the organism in Eukaryota, Viridiplantae, Streptophyta, Magnoliopsida, Malpighiales, Euphorbiaceae. Gene Ontology annotation, cellular component: nucleus. The transcript is spliced from 3 exons.
CUGUAAAAUCUACAUUUUCUCAUUAUCUGCUAAAAUAGUUAAAAAGUUUACAAUAUUUUAUAUUGAUCCAUAUGCUCAUGGUAAUAGCAGAGGGACCCUCUUCUCUCCUACCCCAUUAAUAUAUUAACACGCACAGACACUUACACUGCCUCAAAUGUAUCUCUGUUUGCUCAUAAUUGAGUGUUUAUAUAGGAAACUUGGUGAGGUCGUGUCUUUUGCUUCAUUCCCAUCCACAUGGCUGAAUCUGAACAUUCUUCUUCUGAUGAGACCUAUGUAAACUCUCAAGUGUUGGUUUUGAGUUGUUUGGUUUCAGAGAGAAGGAAUCUAGAGGCGAGGCUUGAAUUCUCUGAGGAAGAGGAAGAGCUUGUAAUUAGGAUGUUUAAUCUAGUUGGGGAGAGGUGGCCUCUAAUUGCUGGGAGGAUUCCUGGAAAAACAGCAGAGGAGAUUGAAAAGUACUGGAAGUCUAGAUACUCGACCAGUGAAUGAAACUACCAACCCAAGUAUUACUUUGGAGUUCGGAGUUGACAAUAUCAUGUCUGCUUGUAUUUAUUUAAAGGACCAGACGAUUCCAAAUUCUUCUCCUGCGACUCUGAAGUGUUACUGUGCAGAGCUUAGUCUAUAAUUUUUCUGGGUUUGUUUUCAUUUCUUAUCUUUCAAUAAGGAUCGAGUCCCCAUGUAAGCGUUGUUUGAGUUCUUUCCUAUGUUUUCAUGCGCACCAAUCGGAUUGUCUAAAUUAAUUUGGGAUUGGAAUUUGGGUUGA